Messenger RNA from Lecanosticta acicola, 714 nucleotides. The record is from the annotation of a GenBank genome assembly. NCBI's taxonomy places the organism in Eukaryota, Fungi, Ascomycota, Dothideomycetes, Mycosphaerellales, Mycosphaerellaceae.
AUGCAAAUCAAGUACAUUACCGUCGCUUUGGCCUCUGUUGCCAUGACUGGAGUCUCCGCAGCGCCUGUGGCAGCUGCAGGUCUCAAGGAAGUGUGUUCGAUCGACAUGAAGGAUACCUCACCGAUGAAUGCUAAUGUUUAUCCAGGUCAUGGAUGCUCCAGUCCAGCAGCGUGCUGUCGAUGUGGCAGCACCGGAUGUCAGUGUUCCCUAUCAACAACUUUCCCACUCAAGCUGAUGAUAUGUAUGCAGGUCCUCUCCCCUAUCGAAGCCCGCGACAUCGCGGACUCUGACGCUGCCCUCGUCGCUCGCGCAGAGCAAGCCGCGCAGGAUGCCCAAGUCGCCCAGAAAGUCCAAGAAGCGCAAGCGCCCCAAAAUCGCCUGGAAGGACAAAUGGCCAACGGCGUCACCGGCAAGCAAUGCUGGGGCAACAGUUGCUAUUACCGAGGCGCGUACGUGGGCAUUAACGCCAAUAUCCUCGGCCUCCAUUUCGGCUACAAUGGCGCGCUGAUCAACUACAACCCGUGCGCGUACCAAUUCUGUGGUUACCCAUACCCUUACCCUUACCCUUACCCAUACAAAUACGGCUCAUCCAACUCCGGUAACUCCGGUAUCGUGCAAUAUACUGGCACUGGUGGUUCUGGCAGUGUCUAUCAGAAUCAGUAUGGCAAUCAGAACAAUGGCAACAUCUAUCAGGGUGGAUCUCGGAAGGCUUGA